Toxoplasma gondii ME49 is the source of this 9180-nucleotide messenger RNA. RefSeq names its product AP2 domain transcription factor AP2III-3 (gene AP2III3). Lineage: Eukaryota; Apicomplexa; Conoidasida; Eucoccidiorida; Sarcocystidae. Gene Ontology annotation, biological process: regulation of DNA-templated transcription. The transcript has a single exon. Gene Ontology annotation, molecular function: DNA-binding transcription factor activity. Bases 1168 to 8160 code for a protein of 2330 amino acids. The record is from RefSeq and is a predicted model, not a curated record.
UCCGCAACUCGUCGACGUCCUCGCAGAGCACUCAUUCGCUUCCUACUGGAUUCAUGCCGAAAGAGCACACCUCUAGUGGGAGCGUUCGCGAAUUCAGUCUACAGAGUUUCAAAGUGGUCCACGCGCCUGCUAGCGUGACGCUCAACCUUUUGGCUACGUUCACAGGGAUGCUUUUUCCAUCUCCACAAUUUUUUAUGAGUGCUGUUGUAGAGGUCGAGCUGUCGUCACAUCACGUCCAGCCUCACGCGCAGAAAAACCGGGCAGGCGUUUGACUAGAAUCGGCCGAGUUUUUUCCAGAUGUGCAGAAACAGACGCAAAACCCAGAUCGGCUUUUUGCGCAACUCACUGUUGGCUUCUCGUUCGCUUGACAACAGGCCCUCACGGAUAUCUGAAUUUUCGGACUCCUCUUUUGCAGGCACUUGCAGCGUUUCAGCCCUGCAACUACCCGCGUUGCGUUUCUUGGACUUUUUGCAACUUGGCUCGCGGGUUGCGCAAGCUCCAGAAAGCACGUCUUCCUUUCUGAAAUAGUUCUCGACUCCGUCAUUUGUAUUUUGCCAAAGGUCACCUUGAAGGGCUAGACCUUUGUAGUCAGUUCAUCGCUUAUCUCUGUGGUCAAAGUCACCUACCUAGAACUCGUGAGUUCUUCCCACUCAGCCGGUUGAGCACUACCCUGAUUCAGCUCUCGGCGCCUUCUCUGGAGUUUUUCCUUGUACGUGGACUCUCGAAACUUUGCAACAUGACGCUUCUGGCUGCAUCCCCGUUGAACGGGCGUUGAUUUUUUCCACUUUCUUCAUGCAAAACUAAAGUCCGUAGCAGGACGCAUCUCUUUUAAUGCCUUGUCUUGCACCCGACAAUAUAGACGACCACGCCGUGGGCGUGGUCUUGACGUUGUACUUGAUUGUUUGCUUUUUCCCUUGUCACUUUUACCGACUUGACGUGUACACUCCUAGAGACAGGUAUCGUGCUGAGCACUUCCUGGCUACUCGCACGUAGUUGUUUGCGUCUUUGCGUGUCGCGUCAAAAAGCAAAAGCCAGGAAAAACUGAAACAAACGAAAUCCGCCUAUCCCUUGUGACAACCCGCGCUCGACGUUUUUGUCCACGUUCCACCACCACCCUCGCAUCGUCGAAAGAACUCGUUCGUUCUUCGACACGCAACGUACGUCAACAUGAGCGACUACGCUCCGUCUCGUUUCGCGUCGCCUCCGGGAAAUGCGCACCCAAAGUCGCCGCUGUUUGCGAGGCCUCAUUCAUGUCGAGAAAUGGAAACGCGCGCUUCCGUCGGAACAUCUCGCGGCUCCCGACAGCCCCUCUGCUUGCGGGGAAGUCCUCACGGGUGUCUGUCUCCUCAAAAAGGUCAAGACCGCCUACCUAGUUUUUCGCCUCUAAGGACUCAACCUACCCUCUUGUCACCGCCGUUUCCCUCGAAAGGUUGCUUUUCUUCCUGUCUACCUUCAUCUCAAGCGUUCACUUCACACCGCGCUCGAGGUCCGUCUCCAGAGGUACACGCAGUGUCGGCCGACGCAAGCACAUCGUCAAGUCCUAUUUCUCCUGCCUCUCGGAGUGCAUCUGAACAGCAGCCGAGACGCGAAAUGUGCAGUCCGCCCGGUGCGUCUUCAGACUCGACCUCCCCAACAGGUUCCUCGUCUUGUUCAGCCGAGCAAGACGACGUCCUCUGCUUCCGGCAGCGCUUUCACCUUCCGCCGCUGCUCCACCUUUCGACAUCAAGGAAAAGACUGCGGGAGGAAGACGCGUCCGCCUCAGCCUGCAUCUCGUCUCUGGGAAACCUCCCGCUAGAUGUGGAUACGAAACGAAGGCGCCAAGAAUACGAUCGCCUCUCCACCGCUUCCCUCUCGAGUUUCAGAAGCCCCAAGACGCCGCGUCUACCUUCUUGCCUGGCGCGGAGGGACCCCGAAGAGUCGCAUGCAGACCUGUCGGAAAGCAGAACCUUUCUCCAGCGUUUGGAGGCGGCAGGGCAAAGUCGAAAAGGCGACACGAGCAGAGAGACCAUCGAAGCCGACGAGAAGAAGGUUCUUUCGACCCACUCAACUGACACAUCCGUCCAGAGGUCGCCGUCCGAGUCGGCGGAACGGAGAAGCUUCGGUAAGCGGAGUGACCCAAACAAUGGGCUGCCGAUGGCGCAUUCACCAACGCCUUUCACCUCCAAACGAACGGACUUAGGGCAUGCACUUGACAACGCUCUGUCGAUGCGUGCAGCCUCGCGUUGUGGUUUCCCAGGUCCCGCUGAAGCCACUGUUGCACCGGCGGCUUCCGGUGCGUCGCGAACCGCUUCGCCGCUGCCGUUUACUGUGCCGGUUGUUCUGGCGGCAUCUCCGCCGACGAUGCCUUCUGCCUGUUCACCUGAUCUUUGUCGCGCCUCGACUUCCCCACUUUCCUGUGCAGGAGUUUCGUCUCUGGACGCACCACAAGCCGUUGGGCGCAGGUCGGAAGUCGCCGCAUGCGUGAGCCCUGCCGCCAGCGAAGAGACAGUUGGAGACACGCGCGAGCACGCGGAUCUCUCUUCGCCUGUGGCUUGGCCUGUGGCAUGUCUGGCGUCGUCUCCUGGAGUCGCCAAGAAGCCUCUAGAUCUUCAGAUCGAUCCAGAGCAACCUCGAGGGAACGACAAGCUUGUAGAGCCUGAAUUCCCCGGAGGCACCGCUGCUGUGUCUGAAUCGGCUCCUGUGGCUGGCGCAGAUGCGCCACGGCUCUGCGACUACGGACUGAGUGAAGCAGGCGUUCUUCCUGCCUCAGGUCCUUGGCUCCGCAAGCCGAAUCCAAUGCUCACCCCCGACACAGAGUGGGCUGCUCCCUCGUCGCAAGAAGAUCGGGCCUGUACCCAGAAGGAAACCAGUGCAGCUCGCCUUGCUCCGAAUCUCCUGUAUCGGCAAGCAGACGCAGCUGCCGACAACGUUACGAAGGGCCAUGAAGACGACAGCCAAUUCCCCCUUCGUUCUGGAUCCUUCACUUCAUCGGCAGUCGCAUGUCCUUCUCCACCUGAUGUACAGGCGGACUCAGAAGCUGCGUGCACCUGGGGAACGCCAGGAAACGGGGAUACCUGCGAGAGUACGGGAGGCUGGCGGGGUGCCACAAACGUCGAAGCGCACACAUGCCUCACUGGCGAGGACGGAAGCCGGUAUGGGCUGCAGGGUCCGUUAAGUCAAGACUCGCCUUUCCAGCCGCCUUUGCCCUCGAUGCGACCUGUGCAUUUUGGAGGUUUCGAGGCCUGGGGAGGUAACAGUGAGGCCUCUCAGGGAGACGCACAGGGCCUACAGUUCCCUCGCGUCGAACGUUUUUCAUCUCGCAGAACAGAACACGGAAGCGAGGGAGGUUUCUGCGGACAGCUGGCCGGAGAGCUGUUGCCCACGUCUACAAGUGGGCAGCCGCACAGCCAGCAUGUCGCGGAUCUUGAAAGUCAUACCGGAGCGGUCUUCGCCUCCUGUGACCCCGCUAUGCAUGCGCAUGCUUCCCUCUACGGUUAUCCGGGUGCGUUCUACAACAGCUUUGGUACGGCUUCGUCGAUCUUCGACCUAACUCAGCCGCCUCAAGCGUUCCUCUACGGUGGCACUUACGGGAACAACGGACCUGAUGACUACUGUGUGCAUCGCACGAACUCCACAAGUUGUCAAGGCUUCACUGCGCCGGACAACAUCUCCACAGGGACCCUAAACACUGCUGACGCACAGCAAGAGUGGACUACACCCGCGCCGGUUUCUGACGCUGCAGUUGGCCACUGGGAGACCUCCGACUUUGGGCCUCAACAUCUCAACGGACGCGCUUCGUCCAGUGUCCCGGACCACGGUGGUGGGCUUCCUUUCGGGGGAAACGGAAACUCUUGGGGAACGUCAGGAAACGGGGAUGCCUGGGGAACGCCAGGAAACGGGGAUACCUGCGAGAGUACGGGAGGCUGGCGGGGCACCACAAACGUCGAAGGGCACACAUGCCUCACUGGCGAGGACGGAAGCCGGUAUGGUUUGCAGGCUCCGUUAAGUCAAGACUCGCCUUAUCAGCCGCCUUUGCCCCCGAUGCAACCUGUGCAUUUUGCGAACUUCUACUCGGCCUGUUUUCCGCCUCUGCCUCCGCCGCCUGUGUUUCCCGGCAUCGGCUGUGUCUCCGCGUCAUAUCCUGACAUCUUACUUCCCCAAGCGCGUUUCCUCUCCCAAUCCUGUCCAGGGCCGCCAUCUGUACUCCGGUGUCCCCCGCCGGCUGCCCUGCUUCGCGGGUCUUCGCCUCUGGAUUGCUGGAGUCUGCCUGCUCUCCCCAGUCUGCCGCGAAUCCCGUCGGACUUCGCGUCCGACCCCGCGUCGGUCCCCUUGCCGGCGGCUGUCCAGAACCUCCCCGAGGACUCGCCGAGACUCCGCCUGCCAUGUCAGGGCGCCUCCACUCGCGACCAGUCACCGCUGCAGUAUGAGGGGAACUUUGGCGGCUCCGAUGAAGUCCUUCGACCCCAGGUCGAGGUUGCCGAGAACCGCGGAACGCCGAACUUCCUCGCCGCCUCUUACAGCCUUCUCGGGGCCUUUUCGUGCGAAGGCGACAACAGGGACAACGAGUACGAGACGCAACUUUGGCAGCAGCUGAACGAGUCCGGAGAGCUGGGCGUUUCGGGACUCCCUCAGCCUUACAGCGUCGAAGAGGGCCGUCGACAAGAGCUCCAGUCUCCGUACCCUGCACCCUACGAGAACAUCCCGUAUUCGACUCCCUCCUACAAUAGCGUUUCCUACACUGCAGCCUCCAAGGACCGUCUCGUAGGCGACAACACAGCGUACAACGGCGCUGCCUACUGCCCGUUCUACGGCGGCUCGGGCAUGUAUGAGACUCCCCAGAGGAGCGAGGAAAACAGCCUGUAUUCAGCAGAUCCCCAAGUUCACUUCUCAGAGUCGGAGAAGACAGGUUCGUCGGACUCGUUUCCCUACUCCUUCUUCUCUCUGGGGACUCCGGCGCUGUACCCAGGGGGAAGCCUUCAGACGGGAGCACACUUGGAGGAAGUUCCAGGCAGCGGAGACGCGGAAGGUUCUGCAUGGAGUCCUUCGCUGGAGUCGCGGCGACUGCGAGGACGGACUCGAUCUCCUCACGCGCAGUCGCCCAACUCGAACCGCUCCCGGGGGGCCGCGUGGACUUUCUCUCCCGCGUCUCUGCCGUUCGAAGUUCCGGCCGCGGCGAAGGCGUCGGGGAGGAAGCGGCGGGCGCCGGGAUCGCUGCCGGCUCAGACCGACCGCGGCCACAAAGACUUUUUGCUCGAGCUUCUCGCUUCGCGUCUGGAGCCUGUGAAGGGGGUGCACAUGGACAGGCUGCGGAAGACGUGGGUAGCGUCUUGGCUGGUCGGCAAGCGUCGAAUAACGCGGAUUUUUUCCUUCCAGAAGUUUGGGUUUUUCGGCGCGCGCGAGCAAGCCAUCAGACAUCGCCGCGAGGCUCUUUUGAAUCCGGAACUGGACAACUCAGAGAGACGCGAGGCCCUGGCAAAUGUGGAGCGGGCAACGGACGAUGAGUUACAGCAGGCAGCCGACGCGCUGCCGUUCGUGGUCGGAGUCACAUACCACCGCGCGAGUCGCUGCUGGGUGGCGAACCAUCGGAAACCGAUGGGGAAAAUCGUGCAGCGGAAGAAGUUCGCAGUCGCCGAGCUCGGUUUUUUGGAGGCCCGGUACCACGCCGCCGUCAUGAUGUUCUGCUGGAAUAAGCAAGGGCGAACGCAGGAGCCUGAGGACUACGACCAAGGCGCCACAGAGGCCUUCAACUCCAGGCAAGUUCCGCAGCGACCGGGGGACGACCGCGCCUUCGAGUUCAGCCACCCCACAUGUUCCGAGAACGAGCCACUCUACACCCUGAAGGCGCUGGACAGCGGGACUUGCGACGACGCCAUGGUGCUCCUGGCCUUCAUUUGCGGCAGUCCGUGGAGAAAAAUCUGCAGAGGCCAGCAGUGCGGAGACGAUCCCACGCUCUUGGAAGCCGCCUCAACCAUCCAGACUGAAAAGUCCCUCUGGCGAACGCGCGUAAAGAGCGCCGCCGACGAAGUCCGAGAAGGCCCCCAGCGCAGACUCGAGGGCACCGACGCCGGAGACUCGGGCGCCUUUCCCCGUGGACAGAGCCCAGAGAAAGGCAGGCCUCGCCGGAGGCGGAAGACCGCGACACUCAGGGAACAAGAAGACGUAACCGAAGACAAGACAGAGGACGGCAGAGAAGACAAGACAGAAGACGGCGGAGAAGACAAGACAGAAGACGGGGGAGAAGACGGCAGAGAAGACGAGGGAGAAGACGAGGGAGAAGAUCCGGGACAUGGCUGGGGAGAGAGAAGGCGAUGCCGAAAGAGCGACAGGGAAAACGCGGGUGAAGCGGAACGCGGACAGAAAAGGGAGAAGAGGCAGCAGAGCGAAGGGCGCUGCGUCGUCGCGGAAGUCGACCUGAGAGACGCGAAAGACACGGUCGUGCGUCGGAAUCGAGUAGCACGCAGAGAGGGUCUCGAAACAGGUUUUGGCAAGAAGAACGCGAAAUCUGGAGCAGAGAGCUGUUUGUCGCAAACGCCCGCUCUGGGGCCUUCAUCCCCCCCGUUCCCCGUUUCGUUCAAGAAGAGACGAAAAAGCUCAAGCCGGGAAGCCGACUUGCGGCAGAGUCGUCCGCGUCGACACAGGAACGACACCGAAGAAGCAAGGAGCAUCUGCGAGGACUCCCCGUCAUCCGAAGUUGCACCGACGCCAGCGAGUUCUUCGUUUUCCCCUGCAGCUUCACUGUCGUCUGACGGGUCUCGCCUCGGAAGUCACAACCACGACUUAACAGAUAGUGGACGAAGCGCGUCGGUAAGUCGAGGAAGGUCGACUGAUUUCUCGAUGUUCGCCGGCCUGCCAUAUUUGAAGUCUCUCGAAAGUAACACGCGCUUCGUCCCUCCCUCCCGCCCUGGCGAGUCUGGCCUUCCGAACGUUUACGCCAGCUACAACUCAGGCCUGGCCUUCGAGGCGAAUCGGCCCUGCCCGCUGGCCUUCGACUCGCGCGCCGACCCGACAGGGUGGCCUCACACGUUCCCUCAUCCCGCGGAAGCCUACGGAAGCGGCAUCGCUUCCUGGACGCCGAAUGCGAACGGCUUCUUUGAGAGCCUUGCGUACACAGGGAACCUCGAGGAGCUUCGCGACUUGUGCGGAAGAACUCCAGAUGCGCGCGACUCUUCGGACCACUGGCAGGAGGCUGCUGCGGCUGCUUCUUCUCGGCUUCCACUUCGCCCACCUGCAGUCCACUCUUGGCAGGACGCGCCAUGUGCAAAGGACCCGGCGCCGUGUGUCGAACUCGCGAGAGACGAAUGCCUCGCUGGAGGAGACAGACAGACUUGCAGGUUCCACUCCGCUUUCGAUUCUGCCGACGCCGGGGAUUACAAGUUCAACACUGAUGCGCGAUGUCUUCGGGGACCGACGUUCAAUCCCCACUCGAACGCCGUCGCGACGCUUAGGAGAGAACAGGAAGCGGCGCGCGGCGCCUCCGGGCAAACGCCUUCUUUCUUCUUUCCCCGCCUUGUCCCCGUCGCCCAGACAGACUGGGAGGCCGACCCUGGAAGAGGUAGCGGAGAUUCUUUGAGCGCGCCACAUGAAGCGGGGGAAGCCGUCGGAGUCGAAGGAAGCGAAGGAGCACCCUGUGAGUGGAACUUCGAGCGCGACGCGCAUCCAGUAAUCCUCCCAACGAGCAAUUGCUCACAUGGUCACGAACGCCUUGCAAGCUCGAACGCCUUCACCGAAGCGAAGCAGAGAAACGCGCUCCGAUGCACACCUCAAGAGACAGUUGGCGGCGUCAAUGAAAAUGGCUCUCCUCUCUUUUCAACUCACCGAGACGCUCCGGAAGCGAUGUCGGCCUUGACGGAGGUCAGCGACCGCGAAACGCAGCGAGGCCCUGCUGUGUUGCAGAGUGGCAACACAGAGGCUCUCUUGCAAGAUUCCACCUCGAACUCGGCCUCGCCAACUCAGCGCCGCGCGCAUGGCCUCGACCCAGAGCCUGACGAAUCGAAGGCGCGUGGAGAACGAAGCAAAGAAGAAGACCGAGAGACCCUUCGUACCGAGGCACCGAGCAAAGGACGCAAACAGAUACUCUCGCCGCCGACUGAAAGAAACAGCAUGUAUGGAGAAGCGAUGUCCAUUGACCGACAAGUCAGUGCGCUGCCAACUCUCCUUUCGCACGGCACUGCCUUUCCAUAAGGAAGCCUUCACCAAGAUCCAGAGUCCGUUCUCCAAAAGGAUAGCGAUCCACAAGUACAUGUCCGUAAAUAUAGUCGAACAUAUAUAUAUAUAUAUACAUAUAAAUAUAUGUAUAUAUAUGCAUAUAUAUAUAUAUAUAUAUUUGCAUUCUCGAACAUAUAGAUUUUAGUAUGUAGACCGGUCGCCGAAAACACGGAGAGAAACGAAGACAAAGAUCUGUUCCUCUCCGAAGGCUCCAUCUACAUCGCCUCUUUGAACCUCAAAACAACGAAGUGGUUUGCAUCUGGGUCGCUCCAGCAGCGCGAGAGAAAGCAACGUUAAGGAGUGCCUUCGUGGACGGCACCCCGCCGCCGCAGGCAGCACAGGAUACUGUAAAAUGAAAGGCGGAAACAGGAACAAGUCGAAGGUGACCGACGAAACAACGUUCGACGCGCUCACGACUCUUGUGCGGCCUGAGAUGGAUGUUCUGCUCCACCCACGGAGCAACCGAACGCGUUCGAAGCCACUGAAAAAUUUGGAGGUUUCGCGUCUCUCACGAAUGCCACCGUCGAGAUGCGAAACGGCUCGCCAAGUCACCGUGCACACCUCGGAGACGCGCGUACAUGGCGCGUUACAUCGAUAUGAGCACAUAUAUCUAUAUAUAUAGAUACAUAUAUGCUUAUUGACAGACGAAUGAAUUUGUGUCGCCGUCUUCAUGGAGAUAUCUGUAUAUAAAAACGGCUGUGAUUUACGUGCACCUGUCUGUACUCAAAUAUAUACAUAUAUAUAUAUAUAUAUUCAUAUAUAUAUAUAUAUAUGAAUAUAUAUAUAUAUAUAAAUAGAGAGAGACAGAGACACAUCUCACCUCCCUUGAGCACAAAUCUACCUCCAGGUAAACAUUCGCACCUUUACACAGGAAUCGAGAAAGUGAAGAGCAUUCCUUUGCAGAAUCAGCCAGUCACGCGGUGCAGUGAAUGAACCGCUUGUUUCUGGUGGCUGGAUCUUGAUAUGCAUGGAGCCAGACGGCGAGGUGCCAUGACA